Molecule: messenger RNA, 1055 nt
Organism: Dalotia coriaria
Lineage: Eukaryota; Metazoa; Arthropoda; Insecta; Coleoptera; Staphylinidae
Product: COMM domain-containing protein 4-like
Exons: 4
Coding region: 414-989 (191 amino acids)
Source: RefSeq, a predicted model, not a curated record
AACCUCGGAAUAUUCCUCGACUCAGAUGUUUUAUUUUUCAGUAGGUAGUCAUGAACAAUUGCAAUAUACAACAUUUGAAGUGCAAGAAAUGUAGACAAAUUAUUUUGAAUAAAGACCAGUGUACUGCUUUAAUUAAUGCUCACAACGAUAAGGAUUAUCAAGGUGAUUGUGUGUCAGUUACAGAAGAAACAUUGAUCUUUGUAGAUGAGUCUUGCCUGCCAGAGUGGAUAAAAGCUUCUGUUGAAGAAGAACAGUGGGCAAAAGGCAAAUUAAAUUGUCCUAGUUGUAACGCACGAGUUGGGGCGUUCGAUUUUGUGUCUGGUAUUAAAUGUGAUUGUAAAACUUCAGUUUUACCUGCAGUUUACUUCAUCAAAAGUAAAGUUGAUUUGCUGAAAUAAACAAAUCUUUACAACAUGAGGUUUAAAUUUUGUGGAGAUGCUGAUUGUCCUGAUUGGGUUCUGGCUUCAAUCAAUAAUCUCUCAAAACUAUCAUCAGUCAAGCUUAAACAACUCACCAAUGUGGUUGCUAAAGGGUUUGGAGCACCAACCCUUAUGAUGGGGAAUGCUGAGAAGUUAUUCUCAGACUCGAAACUUGAUCCAACUAUUUCUUUGAAAGCUUGUAUAGCUUGUAUACAAUACAUUUUAUAUUCAACUGUGAGGUAUAACUGUGAUCAUAAUGCAUUGAACAGUGAAUUACAACAGUUGGGGUUACCUCGCGAGCAUUCCACGGCAAUAAAGAAGGUUAUUGAUGAUCAAGCCCAAGAAAUCCAUGCUAUACUAAAGUCAUCUUCUCUGAAAAUUAAUCCAUUACAAGAUGUUUCGCUAUCAAUCGAUGAUGAAACAAACUGCGCCAAAAUGCAGCUGACAAUCAAUGGGAAUACACGGAAUGUUAUUAUGACUCCACACACUGUUGAUGUUCUGUUGGACAAUUUGAAGAGAGUGCAACAAACUAUGGUGGAACUGAAUACCGCGCCUAAUCCUCUAAGUUAAAAUAUAUAUUACACCAUAUAUAAAUUUGGGAAAUAUUUGUAUGAAUAAACAAAUUACAGUUUUAAA